Messenger RNA from Rhodofomes roseus, 1279 nucleotides. RefSeq names its product peptidase M76 family-domain-containing protein. NCBI's taxonomy places the organism in Eukaryota, Fungi, Basidiomycota, Agaricomycetes, Polyporales, Fomitopsidaceae. The transcript has 5 exons. The coding region runs from base 57 to 815 and encodes 252 amino acids. Gene Ontology annotation, biological process: mitochondrial protein processing; mitochondrial proton-transporting ATP synthase complex assembly. Gene Ontology annotation, molecular function: metalloendopeptidase activity. The record is from RefSeq and is a predicted model, not a curated record. Gene Ontology annotation, cellular component: extrinsic component of mitochondrial inner membrane.
CUGGGAUGGACGGGUGACGGCGCCAAGGCGGACAUGGUCGCGUCAGGGCACGACAGAUGCGAUCGGGGCGGAAGCCGAGACGCGCCUCACGUGGGCGCGCAUUCCGUUUUCGUGCCUGCCACCAGCGACCAGCACUCCGUAUGCCCGACUCCGCCGACAACACUACGCCUCAGGCGGGCCCUUCCAGCGACGACCAGUCUACCUUUGAGCAAUGGCGACUCACAUUUGGUGUGAUCACUGGCAUGGGUGUCACAGCUGAGGAGCGCACAGCAGAGCUUGAGCGACACCAAUGGCGGACGUGUGAGAGGUGGAAGAGGUACCUCAUGAACUACAGCCCAGCAGUCGUCUUCAUGCUGAAGCACCUCAGACUCUCCGGGGCUGCUGUGUCAGAGAAAGACGUCCUCUGCGUACCCUGCGACUACACGCGCGCAGGCGGCUUCCACCCAGACGCGGGCGCCGUAAUAAUGUGCCAGGGCAGGUUCUUCAACAAGAAACACAUGGAGGACACCUUGGUGCACGAACUCGUUCACAUGUACGAUCAUGCGAAGUUCAAUGUCGACUGGAGAAACUUGAGACAUCACGCCUGUAGCGAGAUUCGCGCGAGCAGUCUUGGAGGUGAUUGCAGGUUCAGCCGUGAGCUCCGGCGCGGGUUCGUCGCGUUCUCGAAGCAGCAUCAGGCGUGUGUGCGUCGCCGUGCCAUCCUCUCUGUGCGUGCGAACCCUGCAUGUCCGGAUGAGGCGACAGCGGAGCGAGCAGUCAACGAGGUAUGGGAGAGCUGCUUUGCUGACACACGGCCAUUCGACGAGAUCUACUAGACAAGGGAGGCUGAUACGAUUUAUUUGCGACGGACCGCGAGGCCCUGUGCGGUGUGUCUUCUGGCGUGGCAUGGGAUGGCAGCUGAGCUGAGAAGCGGACGCCGCCAGGCGAUAAAUGUUGCCGGGGUUAUUUCUGAGCGUGCGCGUGCGAUCAGCAGCACAGUAUGCCCGCCCUCCUGCUGGAUGUCUCUGGCCGUAGCACGGACGAGUGUCGAAUGUACGUAGAGUAGAGCACGGCGCGGGUAAUCGAGGCAGCCCUGGGCGCGGCUGGCGGGGGAGGUUCCCCGCGCCGAGAAGGCACGUCCGAAAUAGCGCAUGGCUUCGAGGCAGUUCGGCUGGCCUGAUGGGCAGGAUUCCUGAUUUGCUCGGCGGCUGACGCGAGCUCGAAGGUUCGACCAGGCGGGAGGCGCCGCGUGACGCCGGCCAUAAAACCGUGGGCAGGCAACCCGCUGCCCCGUGCAACG